Melanotaenia boesemani (Boeseman's rainbowfish) is the source of this 3404-nucleotide messenger RNA. Its product is annotated as espin-like protein. Bases 1 to 3108 code for a protein of 1035 amino acids. Lineage: Eukaryota; Metazoa; Chordata; Actinopteri; Atheriniformes; Melanotaeniidae. Gene Ontology annotation, biological process: actin filament bundle assembly. Gene Ontology annotation, molecular function: actin filament binding. Gene Ontology annotation, cellular component: cytoplasm. The record is from RefSeq and is a predicted model, not a curated record. The transcript has 11 exons.
AUGGUGCUUCAUCGGGCCAUUCAAGCAGCUCGAGAAGGGGAUCUUGUAGCCCUGAGAGCUCUGGCAUCUUCAGGUCUCCUCUCCCCAGCCAUUAGUGAUGCUCAAGGUGCAGGCCCAGUCCACCACGCAGCCAGGUGUGGACAUUUGGACAGCCUGCAGUUCCUGGUCGGAGACCUGGGAAUGGCAGCUGAUCCUCGAGCCUUGAACGGGGCCACGCCGGUGCAUGAUGCAGCGGCUACUGGCAACAUCCAGGAGCUGCAGUGGCUUGUGGAUAAAGGAGGCUGCAAUGUGGAGGACAGGGAUGCUGCUGGUGCCACGGCCCUUCACCUGGCUGCUCGGUUUGGUCGUGUGGAGGUAAUUCAGUGGCUGCUUUCUGUCGGAGCAGAGGCCAGCGUGGAGACGAACUGUGGAGCUGUACCUGCUCACUAUGCUGCCGCCAAUGGGGACCUGACCUGCUUAAAGCUGCUAAUUCAGGGGUCACCAAGGUGUGUGAACCACCAGACAGGUAUUGGUGCUACCCCCCUAUACCUGGCCUGCCAGGAAGGGCACCUGCAUGUUGUUGAGUACCUGAUGAAGGACUGUGGUGCUGAUGUCCACCUAAGGGCCCACGACGGCAUGACCUGCCUCCAUGCUGCUGCUCAUAUGGGCCACCAAGCUGUGGUGGUGUGGCUGGUGACCUGCACCCAGGUGGACUUGUCCUGCCAAGACAGAGAAGGAGCAACUGCGCUGCAUUUUGCUGCCAGCAGGGGGCACCGUUGCAUCUUGGAAAAGCUUCUUCACGUGGGUUCAAAAGUCAUCAAAGAUCACUGGGGAGGAACUCCUCUUCAUGAUGCUGCAGAGAACGGAGAGCUGGAGUGCUGUAAAAUCCUGUUGGCCAAUCAAGCAAACCCCACAGAUCAAGACAUUGACGGGUUCACAGCAGCUGACUUGGCAGAGUACAACGGACACUCUGAAUGUGCCAGAUAUCUCCGUGCCAUACAGAAAAAUGCAUCCUGCAUAGAUAAACCCAUCGAGAUAAUCACCCCAGUGGAGGAGGAGGUGAAGGUGAAACCAGCUGUCUUGUUACAACACAGCAAAGAGGACUACUACGGAAGCCUGAGUGUUACAUCCAGGGACAGUCAGAACUCCAACACACACAUGGAUAGUUUAAAGCAUCCUGAUAAUGAGGAGCCCCCCCAGGCCAGAUACCCUCAGCCUCCUCCGGCUCCUUCCUCACCCACAGCUGCCCGGCCUGAGAAGACGGCAGCCCAAAGAAUGGAGCAGGUUCAAACUGCAACAUCUGUUAUUAAGGGUUUUAAUCAGUCCAAGGCAGCUGGGAGCGCAGUAACUGUCUCUGCUGAUAAAACAUUUCCUGAUACAAACCUCCUGGCUGAAAGAAAACUACUUGGUGACAUGAAGCCCAUUAAAUCUUUGAAAGAUUCGGGAAUGUCAGGAGUCUUCACAGGACAAGCAAAUAAGAUGGUGGUCCUACCCACUGAAGAGGCAAACUUGUCGGACAUUGACUACCUGGUACCCACACACGAUGAGAGAGGGCAUCCUAUAGCUGAGUGGAAGAGGCAGGUGAUGGUGAGACAGCUGCAGGCAAGGCUGCUGGAUGAGGAAGAUCAGAGGAGGAAGGAAAACGGGAACAGCUAUGCCAAAGUCAGCUGGAGAUACUCCCAAGCCCACAAUGCCAUCCUGGGGCCCUCUGGUGAGCUGCUGACUGAGGAUGACCUCAUUUAUCUGGAGCAGCAGAUUGCCAACGUCUCCAUGCAGAGGAACUGUGCAGGUUAUGAGUUGGAGCUGGCUCGUCUAGCUGAGGAGCUCAGGCACAUCCUGCCAGCCCCCAUCGUCAACAUCACCGUCAACACACAGUUCAGAAACUUCAAGAGUCAAGUUCCCCUACCUGUGUGGUGCGGCCGGGUCUCUGGCAUUGUAAAGAGCAUGUCUCUGCUCAUGACCAACCUGACAGACCAGCCCUACUGCAAGAUGCCCAACACUGAGCUAAUAACAGUGUUUUCCCAGGCACCAGACAGGCAUAUUUCCACCAGGGAACGAAGGGAGAGCAUCAAAGAUGAAAUUCAUCAGUUUGGAGUGUCUGUGAGGACUCUGAAGUCAAAUUUUGAGACACAAAACUUGUCUUUGUCCAAUCAGUCAGCAGAGGUCCUCACGUUACCUUCUUCCACGAAGCCUGAGGGCACAGCUCCAGACGAACAACCUAAAGUUUUAAAGCCGGCCACAGAAAUGGACCAGAACAGUGACUCUGGCAUUGACUAUGAUGAAAACGUUGCAGAUGUUCAAGAAACAACCAGUCUUAGAAAGGAGCGAAUAGUUGUUCUGUUUUUAGGCCACUGGAAGAAAUCUGCCUACACGGUGGCAUUAAAGAGCAGAGAUACAGGAGAGAAGAAGAUGAGCGACGGAAACCCGGAGAAAGGCCAGAAGUCUGGUUCUGGUUGUACAGGCAGCACGGAGACUGAGCAUUCAAAGAUGAUGAACAGCUCCCUUGGACAUUUCUUCAAGCAGAGGAGUGCUGUCAACAAGAUGAUGGGAAACUGGAGGAAGAUAAUCUCCAGUGUUCCUUCCAGGCAGAUACGCAGGCUCCACAGACAGAAAGCCGUCUUCUCCCCGGAGCAGUUCUUACCUCGUCUGGAAGGGGUGCCUGUAGACUACGACAGCCUGACCCUGGAUCUCUUCAUGCUGGGCUACUUUCACAUCCUGGAGUUGGAUCUGCCUGUGGAUGAACGCAAAAUGAGGCAUCUGCUCUGUUUUGAGGUUUUUGACCGUGUGGGAAAGUUCCCUUGGGAGGCGGUCAGGGACUUCCAUAAAGCCGUCAUACAGGACAUUGAAGCUGGAAACCGUGAGUGGAAGGAUGGCUUUGAGGACAUUAAAGUGAAGUUUUUUGGGAACACUGUGAGUCAGUGUGAAGACACUGCAGUUGUGGUGCAGCACAAGCUCCCGGAGGUCAGACAAGUCCCUAAAGUCAUUGUUCAGACACCUACGCCUGAUGAGGGGACGCUCUGCAGUGGAACUGAUAUAUCCAGCUUCAGCAAUGACGAAAUUUGUCAAUAUAUUGACCGUAGUUUUGCUUUUUGGAAAGAGAAGGAAGCAGAGAUUUUUGAUUUUGAGUAGUGGCUUGUGUCAUCUUUUUGAUAUUUUUGUAUGCUUUAUAAUUAGAGAACAUUAGGGCUGUGUAUGGAAGCUUUAGAUUGUGACUUUCUGUCUCUACUGUAGCAGUUAUCCAGGAAAAGGUGCAGAAUAAUUUGGUAAAUUCAUAACUUUGCAUGUUUCAUCUGAUAUUGCCUGAUCUGAAUUGUACUUUUUAAAAUAAUUUUAUACCAUUUUAAUUAAUUAUGUUUACAGAUUAACCUCUCGAUGCCUCUAAGUCUUUGUUUGCUUUAUUUCUUUUUAUCUAUUUAAUUAUUUUA